UUACAUUUGUAAGCUUCACAUGCUGUCAAUCAUUUUUUGUGCCUUUCAAAAGUUGUAUUCAUUGUCGAAGGUGAUAGCUUUUUUAACCUCUCAAAGAAGCUUUUCUCUCUCUCUCUCUCUCUUAUCAUUUGAGUCAUGCCUGCUAUUCUUAAUCAUUUUAGUCAGUUUUGGUUUCUGGGUUCUCUCUUCUUUAACCUGGUUCUAUGUUGUUUUCAGUUUUAAUCUGCAUUAUUGUAUUUUUGUAUCCUUCUGUUUUUGUUGAUCUUUUUGUGGUUUUGGUUGCUGGGAUUUCUUCAUUGGAGGCAAAUCUAUCAUGUCUUUCCAAUUUGUAAAUAAAGGAUGGGGGAUCAUUUUGUGUUCCUGGUGGAUCGGUUGCUAACUGAAUCCACCCUUGAAGCUGCUAUUGAGAGUCAAAACCGAUUGCGGCAAACCAUGCCUUCAGCAAGUAAAGAAAAUACAAAAGAAUUUUCACCACAUUGGAUGGAUUUAGAAUUGACUUCAUUAGCAGGAAAAUCAGUAGAGUGUAGGAUUUGCCAUGAGGAGGAGGAUGACAUGAACAUGGAGAUGCCGUGUUCUUGCCGUGGCAGUUUGAAGUAUGCUCAUCGAAAAUGUGUUCAGAGGUGGUGCAAUGAGAAGGGUAACACUAUCUGUGAGAUCUGCCAUCAGCAAUUUGAGCCUGGUUAUACAGCACCGCCCCCUUUGUUUUGUUAUGGUGCUAUUCCAAUGAACUUCAGAGGAAAUUGGGAGAUACCCAGAAGGGACCUGCACAAUCCUCCAUCUAUAGCUAUGGUUACUACUGACCAUGAAUUUUUGGACUCUGACUUUGAUGAGUAUUCAGCACCCUCUCCUAGGAGUGUGAUGUGCUGCCGAAUAAUUGCUAUUAUAUUUAUGGUUCUGUUGGUUUUACGUCAUACUCUUGCCAUCCUAAUUAGUGGAGCUGGAGAUUACUCAAUGACAUUGUUUAUGUUACUGAUAUUGAGAACAGUUGGGAUUCUUCUGCCUGUUUAUGUCAUGGUCAGAGCAUUUACUGCUAUUCAACAUCGGGGUCGGCAGCAGGACCCUCAUUUUCCCCUUGCUGAAUCAGAUGAAGAAAAUGAGUUGCCGCAACUUCAGACUCAUUCGCGCAUUAUUCAUAUUCAGUGAUCAUUGCAGCCACCUUAUACAUAAAAGGAUUGCAAAUGUACAGAAGAGCAAGUCAAAAGUGUAGCGUCUAAAUUUCGAUGAUGCUGUGUUGAAGUUUGUAGCAUCACAAUAGAGACAAUCAACUGCUUUGCUUCUUUUUUUUUUUU
Populus nigra (black poplar) is the source of this 1289-nucleotide messenger RNA. RefSeq lists its product as uncharacterized. Gene Ontology annotation, cellular component: membrane. Gene Ontology annotation, biological process: protein ubiquitination. The transcript has 8 exons. NCBI's taxonomy places the organism in Eukaryota, Viridiplantae, Streptophyta, Magnoliopsida, Malpighiales, Salicaceae. The record is from RefSeq and is a predicted model, not a curated record. The coding region runs from base 340 to 1143 and encodes 267 amino acids. Gene Ontology annotation, molecular function: zinc ion binding; ubiquitin-protein transferase activity.